Messenger RNA from Apodemus sylvaticus (European woodmouse), 528 nucleotides. It is a transcript of the gene Agr2, whose product is annotated as anterior gradient 2, protein disulphide isomerase family member. The transcript has 7 exons. Gene Ontology annotation, cellular component: endoplasmic reticulum. The coding region runs from base 1 to 528 and encodes 175 amino acids. Lineage: Eukaryota; Metazoa; Chordata; Mammalia; Rodentia; Muridae. Gene Ontology annotation, molecular function: dystroglycan binding. The record is from RefSeq and is a predicted model, not a curated record.
AUGGAGAAAUUUUCAGUGUCCGCAAUCCUGCUUCUUGUGGCCAUCUCUGGUACUCUGGCCAAAGACACCACAGUCAAACCUGGAGCCAAAAAGGACCCAAAGGACUCUCGGCCCAAGCUACCCCAGACCCUGUCCAGAGGUUGGGGCGAUCAGCUCAUCUGGACUCAGACAUAUGAAGAAGCCUUAUACAAAUCCAAGACAAGCAACAGACCCUUGAUGGUCAUUCAUCACUUGGACGAAUGCCCACACAGUCAAGCUUUAAAGAAAGUGUUUGCUGAAAAUAAAGAAAUCCAGAAAUUGGCAGAGCAGUUUGUUCUCCUCAACUUGGUCUAUGAAACAACCGACAAGCACCUUUCUCCUGACGGCCAGUACGUCCCCAGAAUUUUGUUUGUAGACCCGUCCCUGACGGUGAGGGCAGACAUCACUGGAAGAUACUCAAACCGUCUCUAUGCUUAUGAACCUUCUGACACGGCUCUGUUGCACGACAACAUGAAGAAAGCUCUCAAGCUGCUAAAGACAGAACUGUAG